This is a messenger RNA of Kluyveromyces marxianus DMKU3-1042, 1212 nucleotides long. RefSeq lists its product as uncharacterized. Bases 1 to 1212 code for a protein of 403 amino acids. The record is from RefSeq and is a predicted model, not a curated record. Lineage: Eukaryota; Fungi; Ascomycota; Saccharomycetes; Saccharomycetales; Saccharomycetaceae. Gene Ontology annotation, cellular component: endoplasmic reticulum; membrane. The transcript has a single exon. Gene Ontology annotation, biological process: transmembrane transport.
AUGAUUACAACAAAUGGCAGCCUUUCGUUUCUGCAGUUGUCUUGGACAACUUUUCAAUCGGUCUUUGUUGUAUUCGUUAUCUGCCUAUGUGGAUUCCUUUGCUCCUGUAGUGGUCUUUUACCCAAGGAUGGCCAGAAAAUUAUAUCAAUGUUAAACGUGAACUUACUAACCCCAUGCUUAAUUUUCAGCAAGCUUGCAAGGUCUUUAUCAUUAGCAAAAUUGAUCCAAUUAUUUAUCAUUCCAGUGUUCUAUUCAGUAUUGAUUGGGGUUUCGUACUUAAGUGGGUGUUUGGUAUCCAGCCUAUUUGGCUUAGACUUAGAUGAGACUCAUUUUGUCAUUGGUACUGCAGUAUUUCCUAAUAGCAACUCUCUACCAGUCUCACUAAUGAUGUCAUUGGCAUAUUCCUUACCUCAACUGAAGUGGCCGGAGAUUCCUGAUGAUAACGGCGAUAAUAUCGCGUCAAGAGGCAUUCUCUAUUUACUCAUGUUCCAACAGAUAGAUCAGACUCUCAGAUGGUCGUGGGGUGUGCACAAACUGUUAAGGUGGUCUGGAGAAGCAGAGGAGAGUAUAACAAUUACAGAGCAGAGCUCUUUUAGUACGACAAUUUUGGAUUCUGAUACUACUCGCACAAAAUUUGCUAAAUUCUCAAGCCACCUAAGGUACCAUUGGGAUAACUUAGUUUCUUAUAUGAAUCCUCCCCUCUACGCAAUAUUUUUUUCCGUUGUUGCAGCAUCCAUCCAACCGCUGAAAGAAGCACUAUUCGAAGGCUCUGGAUUUUUACAUAACACUUUAACAAUGGCAGUGGAUCAAAUGGCGGAUGUUUCUAUUCCCUUGAUUUUGAUCGUUUUAGGUGCCAAUUUUGGUCCUUCAAAUUCCACAUCAUCAAUGGCAACCCAUAAUUCUAAAAAUAUGGUAUUUGCAUCAAUUCUUUCAAGAAUGAUUUUGCCCGCCAUCAUUCUACUUCCGCUAAUUGCAUUGACGGUAAAAAAUUGUAAAAUAAGCAUAUUGACCGAUCCUGCCUUUUUAUUAGUUUCCUUUUUGCUAACUACUUCACCUCCAGCAAUUCAAUUGACACAGCUCACACAAAUCAACGAAUUCUUCGAAUUUGAAAUUGUUAAAGUGUUAUUUUGGGGGUAUGUCGUGAUGACUCUGCCCAUGACGAUAGCCAUGGUAUCAAUAUCCUUGACAGUGUUGGAAUGGGCCAAUCAAUAG